CUUGUCUGGUCAGACAACUUGUGGGAUCACAAGUUGGGUGCCUCCAACCAUGCAACAUAUCCAUGUAUUGGCGCUCACGCGUGGUCAACGGAUCACCUCAUGAACUAGGGCUGGGGGCUUGUAAAUCUCCUUUAAAGUACUGGAGGCAUGCUAAUUCCGCUCCAAACUGUCAGCAUGAGUGGCCUCGUAUUUUAUGCUCCACCAGUAGCUCCUCUACUUGCUUCGUCGUCGUCCAGCAACGUACGGUGCUUUGGAUCUUCUAGUUCAGCUACCAAUGAAAGACAUGUGGCUGAUUUAUCAGGCGAUGUCGUCGCAGACACAAGCGUUCUGACAACAUCAGGAGGUACCACGGAUGUUUGGAAAUGUACAUGGUUCAAGGACACCGGUUCCACGAAGGUUGCAGUGAAGACGUUCCGGAUCGAGAGCACAAACCAGGGUGAACUCGCCAAAACACACAAAAGAUGGUCACAGCAAAUCUAUGCUUGGGCGAAGCUUGAACAUGAAAAUAUACUUCCUUUAUAUGGCAUUGUCAUGGACUUCGGCCCAAUAGUAUCAAUAGUCCAUCCUUGGAAAGAAAACGGAACCCUCUCGACUUAUUUAUCAUGCAAACAUGCAACAUUAACUGUACAAGAUAAAUUCAAACUCCUUGAAAACAUCGUCUCGGGACUUCACUAUUUGCACUCUCAUGGCAUUGUCCAUGGAAAUCUUUCUGGUAAUAACGUGCUGGUAGAUGCCCUUGGUACAGCUAGUCUAGCGGACGCCGGUCUCAGUGUGCUAGUUCCAGAAAUCUUAGGCAUGUCAUACUUUCGCCUGUCAACAUCUGGCACUAUACGGUUUACUGCCCCCGAACUUUUCAAAAAGUCCAGUCGCGGAGAAGUGCCCCUGCCAAGUAUAUCCAGUGAUAGGUAUUCACUGGGCAGUAUCAUUUAUCUCGUCCUUUCGGGCUCUCUACCAUAUUCCACCUUGAAGGACAGUGACGUCCUUGUCGAGUUGCUUAUAGGAGUCGCCCCGGCAUCACCUUCCGAUUCGAACAAAUCCAUCACUCGGGAGCAGUGGCAGUUCAUCCAAGGGUGUUGGCUAGAAAUCCCCCAGAAUCGCAGGACAACGAACGAAGCUCUCGAGUUUGUAGAUGUCAAUCUCGCUCUCUACGUCCCUUUCAGGGCUAUUUCCUUGACUACAGCGGAAAUGCACUCGAGAUCGAGCAAGACAGACGGUUCAAAGCCUCGGUUGGUUUUGAGCCGCAGAGACUUCUCUCCGGGCGAUACAUUACCUCCAGAUAUACAGGCAAGUUUGGCAGUCGGUUUGCGUCGCUCGCGGAAUCCUACGAAAGCUGCUGAGGCCGCUGUAUCUGUCAUUUUAAACGACAUUUUCGACACAAGUCAUGUCGUACCUCAGUGGGAUUCCAAGGAAACAGAAAACGCGGUAGUUAGUCACACGUAUAAUGUUCUCGUCGAAGACAUCAAGAUGAUCAGCGACGCAUUACAAGUAUUGCAAACAAGCAACCCGAAUGCGGUAGAAAGGUCCCUCGGUACUCUCCGCUCAACAGUCCAACAAUUGUUAUUUGACGAGAGACGGAAACAACGAGCACCGCGCGCCGCGUUCCUGACGAUUGUCUCCAAACUACAGGACUUUUUGGACGAUCUUUGGAAGGAACUCUACAGGAAUAGAGGGAAGUUGUCAGGUCCAUUCUGGGAAUGGUUUGAGAAGUGGAUGUCGAUGAUGAGAGCAUGGGAUAAUUCGCAAUCAGAGGCUGCCGUUCAGAAUACUGCUACGUGCUUGCGAUCCAUCCUAUCCUAAUACGGGCAGUAGUAUGUAGUACUAUCAGAAAUACGCGUCCCAAAUUCCAACCAUACAACUGUUGGCCGU
Messenger RNA from Suillus subaureus, 1866 nucleotides. RefSeq names its product kinase-like domain-containing protein. Gene Ontology annotation, biological process: protein phosphorylation. The record is from RefSeq and is a predicted model, not a curated record. Bases 148 to 1797 code for a protein of 549 amino acids. Gene Ontology annotation, molecular function: protein kinase activity; ATP binding. The transcript has 11 exons. Lineage: Eukaryota; Fungi; Basidiomycota; Agaricomycetes; Boletales; Suillaceae.